This is a messenger RNA of Penaeus vannamei (Pacific white shrimp), 3300 nucleotides long. The record is from RefSeq and is a predicted model, not a curated record. Lineage: Eukaryota; Metazoa; Arthropoda; Malacostraca; Decapoda; Penaeidae.
CCGAUAGGGUCACGCCGCUCCGAGCUCCGCGCGCCGCUCCCAUGCGUUCGCUCUCUGGCCUUGUGUGAUCAACUUGUUUUCCCCCGAGCUGAGCAAAAUUCUUUUAGUCAUUUCUCGUUGCGUGUUGUGGUUAUCGGUAUCUUUUUGUCGUUGUGCUUGUUGAGAAGUGUGAGUUUAGUUUGAGAAAGUUUUGAGGGAGAUUCAUGGUUUGCGAAAGUUGAUGGGUCGGUGAAGCUGGAAGCCCAACACUGCGAGCGAGUGGCCGGAUUUCCCGCUGGUGAAGGUGUGUCGCCAUGUAGAGGCCGGAAUCAUGUGGACAUUAUGAUGAAUGUCGCGUAAACUGCCCAACCUCUGGAUUCGCGAGAACAGUUUGUUUGACGGCGCCGAAGGAGGCGGCGAAGGAGCAGCCGAAGGAGCCAUGAGGCGCGCCGGCGAGUCCCCGGUCCGGGUCCUGGAGACCAACAUCGACUUCCCGCUGUCCGUGAACGGCGACGUGAACAAGGGCCCGAACGGCAACAAGCGCGGCUCGCUGCACGACCACCACCACCACCACCUGCACCACGACCACCACGACGCCGAGGCGGCGGCCGCCACCGACACCAUGCUGUCGCACCACAAGUACCCGCUGCCCAACGACGACGACGACGAGGAGCCGCGCCCGCCCGCGGGCAAGCUCGGCAAGGUGGCCAGCAAGCACGGCCUCACCAAGAAGGGCCUCACGCUGCUGCUCAUCACGCUGGGCGUGUGCCUGCUCCUCCUGCUGGCGCUGCUGGUGAUGGCGGCGAUGUGGCCGAGGGAGCAGGAGGAGCCCAAGAUGGAGAUCUGCCUCACGCCGGACUGCCUCCGCGCGUCUGCUCAGCUGCAAGGGAACCUCGACCCAGAGAGCCUUCCCUGCGACGACUUCUGGACCUUCUCGUGCGGGGGGUGGCUCGAGGACAACCCCCUCCCCCCCACGCGCUCCAAGUGGUCCGUCAAGGAGAAACUCAAGCAUGAAGCGCUGGCCGAGAUGCGCGAGCUGCUGGACACGAUGGACGAGCCGCAGGACGUGAACAGCAUCGAGUGGAAGCUCAAGACGUUCUACUGGUCCUGCAUGAACGUCCACUCCUACAUGAAGAGCGGCCUCGACCUCAUCAAGAGAAAGAUCAUCACGGAGCUGUCCGGCUGGAACCUGAUGCGCGACACGUGGGACCGGCGGCGCUGGGAGUUCGACUUGGUGCUGACGAGACUCCACGCGCAGUUCGGCGUCUCGCCCUUCUUCAGGGUCACGGUGGUGCCUGACCCGCGCAGGGAGGGCCGCAACAUCAUCAAGUUCCUGCACAUUCGCCUGCCCAGGAAGCUGAAGAAGGGCAAGUCUGUGUGUCUUGGGCCUCCUGAACUCUCUGAGCUACAGCAUCUUCAAAAACACUUGUUCCAAAUGAAUGUGGAGCAGGCCUACAAGCAGUACAUCAAGGACACCGUCAAGCUCUUCGACGCCAGCGGACCCGAUGCCGUCGAGUUCGCCGCCCACCUCUUCCACUACGAGAGCCGGAUCGCCGAGAUCACGCCCUCGGAGCGGAUCCUGAAGGACCCUCUGGCGUCGAACCAUCUCAUCUCCGUCGGGGAGCUCUCGCAGAUUGCCAGAAGCGUCCCGUGGCUCGACCUCCUGCGCCACAUCUUCCCCAACAGCAAACUCGACCACAGGACGGAUGUCUUGGUCGUGUCUCGCGAGUACUUCAGCGACCUCUCGGAGCUCAUCUCGACGACAGACAGGAGUCUCUUGAACAACUACCUGAUCUUCAGCUUCGUGACAGCCUUUAUGCCCUAUUUGUCAGCGGAAAACAGGAGAGUUCUGGAUCUCUAUCACAGGGAAUUUACAGGCCGCCAGGAACCGAUGGAACGAUGGGAAUUCUGCAUUCAGUCGACGUCGAAAUUCUUCAGCUUCGGCCUCGGAUCCUUGUACGAACGAUCGCCUUCGAGAAUCCGAGCUCGACAGCGCAAUGAAGAAGUUAUUCAACACAUUUUCGGCCAAAUUCGCAACACUUUGGCCACAAAUUUGGUAAACAGCCGCUGGUACCCACUCGAAGUGAAGGCUCAACUGACAGCAAAGCUGAACAAUAUGACGAUAGCAGUUGGAUAUCCUGACCGUCUGCUUGAUCUUAAUGUGAUCAAUGCAUAUUAUGAAGACUACACCAUUUUCAUAAAAGAUUUCUUCCAGAACUUGCAGGACUCAAUACGAAAUGCCAGAAGCCAGCUGGAACUGAAGCUCAUAGACCCUAUGCCGGAGUCUUCGUGGAUGCAUGCUCUCACGGGGGAGACCAUCACCUACAUCCACGAGGCCAAUAAGAUAGUUAUCCCGCCUCACCUCCUCAAUCCACCACUUUUCCAUCGCAAUUAUCCCAUGUCAAUGCUCUAUGGAAGCAUGGGUGUACAGAUUGCAAGAGAGAUUUUACGAUCUGUUGAUUCAAUUGGACUGGCAUGGAAUAGUAGAGGACAGCUUGUAAACCGUUCUGUGUACACAAACAGGUCAAUGGAUAACCUGCUAAGCAUGGCAGGCUGUGUUGCUGCUGCCACUAUGGAACUUUCAAUAGAAACUGAUGCCGUUGUAGACAGAACUUCCCUUGACACAGCUGCGGAGGUUGAUGCUGUGCGGCAGACUUACCAGGCAUACCUCUCUCUGAUGCAAAAUGAGCCGCAACCCCAACAUCCGAGUUUUGAAAGCAUGAACACCACAAAUAUCUUCUUCAUGUCAUAUGCAGGGAGUUUAUGUUCAGACACAGCAAUGCAGCAAGAGGACAUAGAGCGGACAUGUAAUCCUUCGCUGAUGAAUAAACCUAGGUUGGAGGCAGUGUUGUCUCAGCUCAAGGAAUUCAGCCAAGCAUUCUCCUGCCCGAAGGACUCACGUCACUACCCAAGGCACUUGUGUCCCAAACUGCACUGACCUCAACAGUACCUCUAUCUUAAGCCCUCGUCACUUUAGAUUACAGGAGAGUUGAAAGGUCUAGGGAUGCGUUUAGUAAUUACCUGUUUCAUGCAAGUUAUUUUUAUUAUUUUUUUGAACUACUGUGAAAGGAACACAUGUGGAUGGUUUCUGACAUAUUAUUAUUAUUCAACACAAAAGUAAUAAGUAUAGCAUUCAUUAUUUGUAUUCUUAUGCUGUAUUUAUAUUUGAGAUAUAUGGUUACCUUGCGUGAAAGGUUGGGGCAUAUAGAUGGAUGAGGAUUAAGGUAAAUACUGAACCUUUCUGUGGACCUUUCUGUUGUGUUCAGAGAGUGCCUGCUUAAGAAGUCAGGAUUUUGUAUGAAACCUGAGAGAAAAAAAAAA